GCUGCCGCGCCGCGUCCCCGGGAGCGGCCAGGGCGCCGCGGCCGUGGGGGCGUCAAUGGAUCGCCAUUCCAGCUACAUCUUCAUCUGGCUGCAGCUCGAGCUCUGCGCCAUGGCUGUGCUGCUCACCAAAGGUGAAAUCAGAUGCUACUGUGAUGCUGCCCACUGUGUGGCGACCGGCUACAUGUGUAAAUCCGAGCUCAGCGCCUGCUUCUCCAGACUUCUAGAUCCUCAGAACACAAAUUCCCCACUCACCCAUGGCUGCCUAGACUCUCUUGCAAGCACAGCUGACAUCUGCCAAGCCAAACAGGCGCAAAACCACUCUGGCACCGCCAUGCCCACAGUGGAAUGCUGUCAUGAAGAUAUGUGCAAUUACAGGGGCCUGCAUGAUGUUCUCUCUCCCCCCAAGGGGGAGGCCUCAGGACAAGGAAACCGAUACCAGCAAGAUGGUAGCAGAAACCUCAUCACCAAAGUGCAGGAGCUGACUUCUUCCAAAGAGCUGUGGUUCCGGGCGGCAGUGAUUGCUGUCCCCAUCGCCGGAGGGCUGAUUUUAGUGUUGCUUAUUAUGUUAGCCUUGAGGAUGCUGCGAAGUGAAAACAAGAGGCUGCAGGAUCAGCGGCAACAGAUGCUUUCACGUUUGCACUACAGCUUUCAUGGACACCAUUCUAAAAAGGGGCAGGUUGCAAAGUUAGACUUGGAAUGCAUGGUGCCCGUGAGUGGGCAUGAGAACUGCUGUCUGACCUGUGAUAAAAUGAGACAAGCAGACCUCAGCAACGAUAAGAUCCUCUCGCUGGUUCACUGGGGCAUGUACAGUGGGCACGGGAAGCUGGAAUUUGUAUGACCGGGUCUUAUCUGAAUUGAACUUUUGGACGCUUGAAGGUCUUUGAGUUCUGCUGGACAGGAGCACUUUAUCUGAAGAAAAACAAACUCAUGUAAUCAUCUUUGAGAGAUAGAAUGACCUCUGCAAACAGAAUUUUGGAUAUUUCUUCUGAAGGAUUAUUUGCACAGACUUACAUACAGUCAAAUGUAUUAUUUGCGGUAAAAUUAUAAAAAGCAAAGCAAAGACUAUGUACACAUUGUUACCAGGGUUAUUUACAUCUGAGGGAGCUGGAACCGAGUACUUAAAUAAACUAAAACAUGCUCUAUGUAAGCUCCUACAUCUUGAUUUAUUGUAAAGAUUUAAAAAUAUAUAUAUAUUUUGUCUGAAA
Messenger RNA from Talpa occidentalis (Iberian mole), 1205 nucleotides. It is a transcript of the gene BAMBI, whose product is annotated as BMP and activin membrane bound inhibitor. Bases 56 to 838 code for a protein of 260 amino acids. Lineage: Eukaryota; Metazoa; Chordata; Mammalia; Eulipotyphla; Talpidae. The transcript has 3 exons. Gene Ontology annotation, biological process: positive regulation of canonical Wnt signaling pathway; negative regulation of transforming growth factor beta receptor signaling pathway; transforming growth factor beta receptor signaling pathway. Gene Ontology annotation, molecular function: frizzled binding. The record is from RefSeq and is a predicted model, not a curated record.